AAAUAACUAAUUGUGUUUUGGAAUUUGUUUUGUGCAGAUGACUGAAACAAACAUUUAAACCACCGAAGUUGGGUAGGUUGUUGCAUCUAUAGACAGUGAAAAAUAAUGUUCAUAGCAAAGGUGCGAGUAGCAAGAACAACAUUAGGACGACUUCUGUCGGCCGAACUAACCUGUAACAGCUCAACAAAACGAGACACUAUUAUCAAAAAUACUUGCACAUCUACCUCAGCGAAAGAAAUGGCUGACGAGGAGAAAAUUGUUCGUCGAAAUCCACACGGUGACUUUAAGUCCAUUGAAGCGUCACGUCCAGCCUAUGAUAAAUCUGCAGAAGUCUAUUUCACACAAACACAUUCACCGAACUGGAAACCGGGUGAUGGUAGCAAUGAUAACGGUGAAUGUUUGCAGAAGAGUCACAUUGCCAUCGAUCCACAUGAAGAUGGACGACCGUCUGUCUACAAUUAUAAACUGUUGAUCAGCGCCAUCGUUCCAAGACCAAUUGGUUUUAUAUCUACACGCAGUGCUGAUGGCAGCAGCACGAAUAUUGCACCAUUCAGUUAUUUUCAAACGGUCAAUCAUGAUCCACCAUUGUUUGUUGUUUCAUUUUCUGGUGGACUGGAGCAGGCAAAAGAUACGUUGCGUAAUUUAGUAGAGACAAAGGAGUGUGUAAUUAAUAUCGUAAGUGAACAUUUCAUUGAGGCGGCGAAUGCAACGUCUACGAAUGCACCGUAUGGUGUUUCUGAAUGGGUUUUGUCCGGAUUAACUCCGGCAGAUUGUUGUCGUGUCAAAUCAUCGCGUGUCAAAGAGGCUAUUUUCAGCAUUGAAGGGAUUUUGGUCGAAACGAAAGAGUUUGAUAGUAGAGCUGUUCCUGGAAAAAAAUCGGCUGUUAUGGCAAUUAUCGAAGGAGUUCAGUUUUGGGCUAGAGAAGAUGCUAUCAAUGAUGAAAAGAACUUGAUCGAUCUUAAGGUACUGAGACCAGUUAGUAGAUUUGGUGGUAUCAUGUACGGUCGAACGACACAACCUUUUGAAAUUCCUCGACCAGAUUACAACCAGUUGAUCGACGAAUUCGGUGAUGAAUUGGCGAAACCGAAGGCUGAUGGACAAUAAACCAGUUUUGAACUGGGAAUUACAAUUUCGUAAGAAUAUUUUGGUUAUAUUUCCAGUCUACAAUUUCAGUGAUAUAACAAUUGAUUCAAUUAAUAAAUAAAAAAUAAAUUUACAUUGGAAA
Molecule: messenger RNA, 1225 nt
Organism: Bradysia coprophila
Lineage: Eukaryota; Metazoa; Arthropoda; Insecta; Diptera; Sciaridae
Molecular function (GO): FMN binding
Source: RefSeq, a predicted model, not a curated record